Prosopis cineraria is the source of this 2130-nucleotide messenger RNA. RefSeq names its product auxin transporter-like protein 4. Gene Ontology annotation, cellular component: plasma membrane. The transcript is spliced from 9 exons. Bases 402 to 1874 code for a protein of 490 amino acids. The record is from RefSeq and is a predicted model, not a curated record. NCBI's taxonomy places the organism in Eukaryota, Viridiplantae, Streptophyta, Magnoliopsida, Fabales, Fabaceae.
GCAAGUGCCAGAACACAAGAACGCACCAAGUUGGAAAACAAGAAAGACACAGCAGAGUGUGUGUGUGUGUGUGUUUCUUUCCUGCUUUUGCGGCCCCUCUCGCCGUCUUUGGGUAGCGUCACCACUUUUUCUCUGCCAUUUUCUGCCGCAUUUAAUCUCUUUUUUUGAUUCUUCUUCUUCUGUUCCCGGUUUUCCUUCUCUAUUAUUCACUUCCAUUUACGGCUUCUAUUAUUUAUAGCCCCGGACGAUGCCUAUCAGCUUCAUUCACUUCCCUAUAAACAAUACUCAAGCACCCUAAUUUUGUUCUCAAACUAGGUGCCGUACAUCUAUCUCUCUGUCCUGAUUCCUCGGUUCCUUAUUCUUCUUCUGCCUUUAUAAGAAAGUGACAUCUCCAACAAAAGAUGACCGAGACAAUGUUGGCCCAGAAGCAGGCAGAGGAGGCCAUCGUUUCCGGCGAAACAGAGCAUGAAGGAGGGAAGAUGGAAGACGGAGAAGAUCAGCCGGAGCAACAGAGCGCUGGCUUCAGCUUCAAGAACUUGCUCUGGCAUGGUGGUUCUGUAUGGGAUGCUUGGUUCAGCUGUGCUUCGAAUCAAGUAGCUCAAGUGCUCUUGACGCUUCCAUAUUCUUUCUCUCAGCUGGGUAUGCUCUCUGGCAUCUUGCUUCAGAUAUUCUAUGGGAUAAUCGGAAGCUGGACGGCUUAUCUAAUCAGUGUACUCUACAUGGAGUACCGAACCAGAAAGGAAAAGGAAAACGUCAGCUUCAAGAACCAUGUCAUUCAGUGGUUCGAAGUCCUGGAUGGGUUACUAGGGCCAUACUGGAAGGCCGUGGGGCUAGCUUUCAACUGUACUUUCCUCCUUUUUGGAUCUGUGAUACAGCUAAUAGCAUGUGCAAGUAACAUCUACUACAUAAAUGACAACUUGGAUAAAAGGACCUGGACUUAUAUUUUUGGGGCUUGCUGUGCCACCACUGUGUUCGUACCUUCAUUCCAUAACUACCGAAUCUGGUCAUUUCUUGGCCUCGCUAUGACCACUUACACUGCUUGGUAUUUGGCCAUCGCAGCUCUAAUUCACGGCCAGGCAGAUAACGUGAGUCACUCGGGUCCGAACAAGCUAGUACUGUACUUCACCGGAGCGACCAAUAUACUGUACACGUUCGGUGGACACGCCGUCACCGUGGAGAUAAUGCACGCAAUGUGGAAGCCUCAGAAGUUCAAGUUCAUUUAUUUACUGGCCACGCUUUAUGUGUUCACUCUGACGAUUCCGUCGGCCGCCGCAGUUUACUGGGCGUUUGGCGACGAGCUGCUAAACCACUCCAACGCCUUCUCUCUCCUCCCCAAGACCCGGUUCCGUGACGCCGCCGUCAUCCUCAUGCUCAUUCACCAAUUUAUAACGUUUGGGUUUGCAUGUACGCCGUUGUACUUUGUGUGGGAGAAGGUGAUCGGGAUGCAUGACACGAAGAGCAUAUGCUUGAGGGCGGUGGUGAGGUUGCCGGUGGUGAUCCCGAUAUGGUUCUUGGCGAUCAUCUUUCCGUUCUUUGGUCCCAUAAAUUCUACCGUCGGGGCUCUCCUCGUUAGCUUCACCGUUUACAUCAUCCCAUCUUUGGCUCAUAUGCUCACUUAUCGGACUUCUUCCGCUAGACAGAAUGCUGUAGAGAAGCCUCCAGCCUUCAUGGGAAGCUGGACUGCCAUGUAUGUCCUCAAUGCCUUCAUUGUGGUAUGGAUUCUGGUUAUUGGAUUUGGGUUUGGAGGAUGGGCCAGCAUGGCCAAUUUUAUCAAGCAAAUCGAUGAUUUCGGCCUCUUUGCCAAGUGCUACCAGUGCAAGUACCCGGCUUCACCGCCGGGGGCCACGGUAGCUCCACCACCUCAUCACCACUGAUCAUGGAUACAUACACUGGCUGACUCUGCAUACAUAGUAGACUGGUUCUUCCUCAGUUUGGCUCAACAUUUUGUAUCAUCAUCAGCUUGUUCAGUUGGUGUGAUGUUGUGUGGUGGGUUUGGCAUAUAUUUUUGGUCUUGUUUUUUAAUGGCUAUAGUGUGGUGAAAAAUGGAUGAUCCAUUGGGGCUAUGAUUUGAAUCCUUUGUGUGCUUUUUCUCAAGUUUCAACCAUAUAGUACGCAUUAACUUGUGUGAUA